GUCGAAAAUGUAGAACGCAUUACCGCCAAGCAAAACGUUUUGGUAACUAUUUUAUUAAUCCACUUUUUACUAUUUGUGAUUGAAUGACUUUCAAUUCAAACUGUGGUGCUGUGUGUUGAGAAUUGUGCGUUUAGAGCUACUGUUACCUGCGCAAAGCCUCUAAGACUCUAUCAGUUGCAGCGCCGUAAAAGACAAGACAUCGCUACAAUAUUGCAGCUGACAAGUUCCCAGUCGAUUCCGCUUUAUAUCUGCACAAACCGAUGGUUAAAAAACAGAGACGACUAUAAACCUUCAGUUCAGAGGAUUUGAGAACGUCAUAAAUCUUACCUUAACAUCAUCAAAAUCUCUGAGUCGCUAUUUUAUGAAGACCCUCGUCAACUCCAAACAUCUAAUUUUAUCAAAAAGAAGAAGAAAAUGUUUCGUGUAUAUUUCAGGAGCAGGCGAUUCUAAAUGUAUUUCACGUGGUGGAAGAUGUCAAAUGACAUCGUCACGUUGUUCUGGUGGAAGUUAUUCUAGAUAUCUAUGUGCUGGUGUCACAAGUCGACAAUGUUGUAUAAAAACCGGAGGCGAUUCUAAAUGUCAGUCAAGGGGUGGAAGAUGUCAAAUGACAUCGUCAAGUUGUUCUGGUGGAAGUUAUUCUAGAUAUCUAUGUGCUGGUGUCUCAAGUCGACAAUGUUGUAUAAAAUCUGGUAGUACUGGAGGAAGUUGUAGCAGUUCAACAGCUAAACAGAAAGCUUGCAGUAUAUUACGUCAUCAUCGCGCGGGAAGAAUUACCUUAGCUAAUCGCCACCCAUCCGGAAAAACAGAUCAAGCUUAUCCACUGAAGAACAUACAGGACGCAUGUAAUGGACGUAGGGUAUCCCGUUCAAGAUAUACAUGUAGAGAGUGUUGGAGUCCCGGCGCACCUGGCGGCACUGUAUGCUUAAGUGAAAAAUUACUUACAUACCUGGAUUCCCUGGCGAGUCUUGGAAAUAUUUAUGUAACAUCCAUAGCUGGAGCUUGCCAUAGUUGUAAUUCAAGACAUUAUAGAGGCUUGGCUGUAGAUCUUAGAAGACAGGGGCGAUUUUCAGAAUAUAUCCGUAAAUGCGGAGCAAUGGGUGGUCGUGGUAUUGAUGAAAGAAGCCAUAUCCAUUGUCAGUUUUAGCGGUUUUGUUUGGUUUAAUAAAUAAAGUGGCAUUUGACGAAAUUAUUAAGAUAUAAAUUUAUCUCAUAUCACUUUCAAAAUUAUUAUAAGUUCAUUUCUGUUAUUAAGAUGUGUAAUUCCCAAU
This is a messenger RNA of Patella vulgata (common limpet), 1268 nucleotides long. Its product is annotated as lysozyme 3. The transcript has 5 exons. The record is from RefSeq and is a predicted model, not a curated record. Lineage: Eukaryota; Metazoa; Mollusca; Gastropoda; Patellidae. The coding region runs from base 362 to 1144 and encodes 260 amino acids.